Physeter macrocephalus (sperm whale) is the source of this 1507-nucleotide messenger RNA. RefSeq names its product PC-esterase domain containing 1B (gene PCED1B). NCBI's taxonomy places the organism in Eukaryota, Metazoa, Chordata, Mammalia, Artiodactyla, Physeteridae. Gene Ontology annotation, molecular function: hydrolase activity, acting on ester bonds. Bases 1 to 1317 code for a protein of 438 amino acids. The transcript has a single exon. The record is from RefSeq and is a predicted model, not a curated record.
AUGGUCCACCUGCUUGCCUCCGAAGUACGGCAGCUGCUCCACAACAAGUUCGUGGUCAUCCUGGGGGACUCGGUCCAGAGGGCCGUGUACAAGGACCUGGUGCUCCUGCUGCAGAAGGACUGCCUGCUCACACUCAGCCAGCUCAAGGCCAAGGGAGAGUACAGCUUCGAGCAGGACAAGCUGGUGCAGGGGGGCAAGCAGGGCCGCAUGCAUAACGGCAUCCACUACCGCGAGGUGCGCCAGUUCUGCUCCGGCCAGCACCUGGUGCGCUUCUACUUCCUGACGCGCGUGUACUCCGACUACCUCGAAGCCAUCCUGCAGGAGCUGCAUUCGGGUGAGCACGACCCGGACCUGGUCAUCAUGAAUUCCUGCCUCUGGGACCUCACCAGGUACGGGGAGGACUCCUGGUCGAACUACCUGCAGAACCUGGAGAGCCUGUUUGGGCGCCUGCGCCAGGUGCUGCCCGAGUCGUGCCUCCUGGUUUGGAACACGGCCAUGCCCGUGGGCAAUAACAUCAGUAGCGGCUUCCUCCCGCCCAAGCUCCGACCCAUGGCCUCCAGACUGAAAACCAACGUGAUUGAGGCCAACUUCUACAGCUCUAACGAGGCCCAAAAGCACGGCUUCGAUGUGCUGGACUUGCACUUCCACUUCCGCCGCCACACAGGGAAGUACCUGCAGCCCGACGGAGUGCACUGGAACGAGCUCGCGCACCGGCAUCUCUCCCAGCUUCUGCUGGCUCACGUGGCCGACGCCUGGGGGGUGGAGCUGCCCCAGCGCGACCCAGUGGGCAAGUGCAUCAAGGAUGGCCCCGCGAGGGGAGGACCUGGCAGGAGACUUGAGAGGCUCCUGGCCUGCAGAGAUCAACCGGCCUUCCCUUCUCCGCCCCGACCCCUGCCUCUGCCUGGAUGCUGCCCACUGACCCCCAUGCCAUCUCCCCGCCCACCCCAGUUCGCACACCUGCCCCCCAAACCCCCUCCCAUCCCCCUUCACCAGGUGACACCCCCAUUCCUAGUCUGUCCCCAAGGUGCCCAUUUUUCUUCAGACCGACCUUUCCAAUCGGAUCAGUUCUCCUCGAACCAUUUCCAUUCAGAUAUUCCCCCAUCUACCCAGACAGAAUUUGCCUUCGAUGGUGACCUUAUGUUUAGUCCCCAGCCGCCUAGGCCCCCCUUCCCCCAACCCUGUUAUCAGCAGCGGGCCCCUGUGGUCCAUAGGGGUUUUCCCCGGUAUUCUCCCCGUGGCCCCUACAUGCCCUGGAGAGGGUGGCCCAGAACUUCCAAGAGAAGGGCCCCAGCCUAUAGAGAGCCAAGGCCUCAAUAGACUGACUUGGGCCUUCCUCUUCAUGCACAUGGACUGGACAGAUCGUCCGACGCUCCCCAGACAGACUGACCUUGUUAACUGAAGCCUUUGGUCCAUUGCUGUUAUCAGUAAUGGCAGGGAAGAGCAGUCUGACCUAUUCUUGCUGGCUGUGGCCUCUCACUGCAUUCUGCGAGGGGGGACCAGGCAUCAU